Molecule: messenger RNA, 378 nt
Organism: Adineta ricciae
Lineage: Eukaryota; Metazoa; Rotifera; Eurotatoria; Adinetida; Adinetidae
Source: the annotation of a GenBank genome assembly
AUGCCACAACAAAACGAAUGUUUAUCGUUCUCUCCCAAUGUCUUUGUCUCUCAUAUUGACUACUCCGAAGCACAAAAUGUACUCGAUUUAACAACAACCAAACAAAAACAACUGCGUCGACAACGUUCGCAAGUUUUAUACAAACAAGUUUUACUCAAUCGAACCUAUGCACUCUGUCCACAUAACGACAAUGAAAUGAAGCCCCUGGCCAAAAAGUCGAAGAGUCUCAUGGAUAAAUGUUAUGAUAUUACAAACGAUAGCGAUGUUUUACAAUUUCUACGUGAAUUAAAUUCAGUGAAACUCACCUCCAGUUCUAUACAUAUGAACUUUAGUACUGUCGAUGAUCACGAUACGGCAAUUGUUAUCUACAUGAUGUAA